This is a messenger RNA of Lycium ferocissimum, 693 nucleotides long. RefSeq lists its product as uncharacterized. NCBI's taxonomy places the organism in Eukaryota, Viridiplantae, Streptophyta, Magnoliopsida, Solanales, Solanaceae. The record is from RefSeq and is a predicted model, not a curated record. The transcript is spliced from 3 exons. The annotation marks the transcript as partial.
AAACUGAAGCAUAUAAAAAAGAUUUUGUCUGCAUGGAGCAAGGAAGUUUAUGGGGAUAUUUUCAAGCAGCUGAUUAUUAGAGAAGAAAUUGUGAGGAUUAAAGAAGAACUUUUUGAAGGGGAUCCUUCUCCUUUGAACAGAAUGGUACUACAACAAGCACAGGCUGAACUAAAGAAGUAUUUGCAUUUUGAAGAAGAAUUCUGGAGGCAGAAGGCUAAUGUUACUUGGUUUGCUGAAGGGGAUAGAAAUACUAGAUUUUUCCAUAAUCUGGUAAAUGGUAGAAGGAAGAGGUUGCAAAUUAAAAGAAUUCAGAAUUCAAAUGGAGAAUGGGUAGAAGAUCUUUGUUCAAGUGGCAUGUUUGAGGAAGGUAAUGAAUUAUUAGUGGCUGUUCCUACUGCUGAUGAAGUCAAACAAGCAAUUUUUGCUUUGAAUGGGGAUAGUGCUUGUGGUCCUGAUGGAUUAACAGGUCACACUCUUCCUAAAUCCAUCACUCAUACAAAUUUUGUUCUAUUACCAAAAAAGCAAGAUGUUCAGACUUAUGCAGACAUGAGGUCAAUCAGCUUGAGCAACUUUAUCAAUAAAGUUAUAUCAAGAGUGGUUCAUGGUAGAUUGGAGGGCAUCUUACCAAGGCUUGUUUCACCAAAUCAAUUUGGUUUUUUGAGGGGAGAAGCAUUAUUGAGAAUGUUCUUCUAA